ACGUUCGUCGGCGAGUGUGAUGAGAAUAUUCGUUCUACGUGCUUGAAAGUGAAGCCAUUCGUUGAAAAAUUCGCGUAGAAAAGUUUCCCAGAACGGUUCCUCAAGUGUUCUUCGAUUGGUAGAUUGUCACGAAAAUCCGCUGGAUUCGAAAACGGUUCUCUGUGGACUCUAGUUUUUUUUAGUGUUUCCAACGUAAGCUAUUUCACAGCCUGUUGUCCGGUGCUGUAAUUUGAGGCGAGAUCAUUUCCGCUGGCUGACUUCUUUCUACAUCAUGCUGAUGAUGAAAACCAACCUUUGAGAAGGUAGAAGAAACCCAUCGAGAAAAAUUGGAUGCGUGGAUUUUUUUUUUCUGUGUUGCUCCGGCAGUGUUGUUUUUAUUGUUCUCGUGGCAAAUUGUUAAGCAGUUCGAAGGAAUUUCGUUGAUUAUUCGCUCGGUCGGCCUUCGUCAGCGAAUCUCGGUAGGCGUGCGCAAUUUGUUGUUAUUUAUUUCGUGUGGCUGCUGCGAGUAAAAGGAAAAAAAAAGUGCUGAUGUUUACUAUUGAUUAGAAAAGUUUUUGCUCUUAUCAUUACCAGUGUUGUGUCGAACCUCGUGCUGUCCCGCGCUGAGCCAGGUUCCAUAGUUUUGUAGAGUUACGGAUAAAAUUGUGUCGUUAAGAGUUUGUUCCUGUUAUAUUGUGUUUUACAUUGUUAAAGUAGAAAAUUUGUAAGUUGCGUUCCAGAGCUUCAUAACCGGAGUCAACAUGUCCUCCCAGGAAACGGCGGUGAAGCAGUUCAUAGAUCUGAUCAAUAGUUCCAGCAAUGACCCGAACCGGAAAGCGGUCACACCGGCCAUCGCCACCAAAUUCCUGCUGGCACGUAAAUUCGACAUUCCCCGGGCGGUGGCGCUUUUCGAGCAGCACGAGCAGAUCCGGCAACGCGAAGGCCUGUACGGAUUCGAUCCACACGUGGAUCCACUGCGGACAGAGCUCGAAACGGGGAAGUUCACAAUACUGCCCGGACGAGAUGGCAGUGGCGCCGCGAUCGCACUGUUCACUGCCAACCUGCACUACCCGAUGACGGUCACACACAAAACCACCCUGCAGGGGGUUGUGUACCAGCUGGACGUCGCCCUGCAGAGUGCCGACACACAAAAAGCCGGUCUUGUGUUCAUCUACGACAUGAGCACCUCCAAGUAUUCCAACUUCGACUACGAUCUGUCACAGAAAAUACUCACACUGUUGAAGGGUGGCUAUCCAGCGAGACUGAAGAAAGUGCUUAUCGUGACCGCCCCGUUAUGGUUUAAGGCCCCGUUCAAAAUCCUUCGAUUGUUCGUGCGAGAAAAGCUACGGGAGCGGGUGUUCACCGUUUCGAUACCACAGCUGAGCCUUCAUGUGCCCCGGGACUCACUACCAGUACGGUUAGGUGGAACGUUCGAGAUCGAUCAUUCCUCAUGGUUGCUUCAUUGCUACAAAUCGAUGACAAAUCGUGAGGACGAAAUUAUCGCCGGUGUCGGUCCGCAGCAACAGCAGUCCAACAGUUCAGCCCAGGCCACCACCAUGGGAAGCGGUGGAACAUCGACGGUUACCACGGCCAUCCUGGAUCCGCACCUGGCCGGCGGAACAAUACCCGGAGCUACGACCGAUCUGGCGGAGUACGUGUCCGGUCAUCGCCGGUCACCGAGUAGCAACGUUGAUCACAUCGGCGUGGAGGACAUCGCCGACCUGACGGCGGCCGCUGGCGGAGUUCACCAUCACCAUGUGCAUCACAGUCACCAUCAUCACAAUACCAGCAGUGAACUGUGGAGCGAGAAUCCACCGAGCAGUGCGUCGUCCGGGUUCAGCGACGACGACAGUCUGGCCGGUGCCGAAGGUGAUCCAAAGACAAUAGAACAGAUUGUACAAAUGGUGCGGGAACGGGGCAAGCAGGGACUGAUACGGGAGUACGCCGAAAUCAAGGCACGGGCUCCGGACGGUACCUUCACUCAUGCUAAACUAAGAAACAACCUGGCCAAAAACCGCUACACCGACGUGCUGUGCUACGACCACAGCCGGGUUGUGCUGUCCCAGGAGGACGACGAUCCGACGUCGGACUACAUCAAUGCGAACUUUGUCGACGGUUACAAGCAGAAGAAUGCCUACAUCUCCACGCAGGGUCCACUGCCGAAGACCUCGUACGAUUUCUGGCGGAUGGUUUGGGAGCAGCACUGUCUGGUGAUAGUGAUGACCACCCGGGUGAUGGAGCGCGGACGGGUCAAGUGCGGUCAGUACUGGGAACCGGUCGAGGGCGCCUUCGUCGAGUACGGUUGCUUUCAGAUCCGAACCAUCGCGGUUGAAUCGAACGAGGACUACACGGUGGCCGAGUUGGAGGUGAAGAAUAUUAAGACUGAUGAAGUGCGCUGCGUGUCCCAUUGGCAGUUUACCAGCUGGCCAGAUUACGGUGUUCCGGCAUCGGCUCACGCUAUGUUGAACUUUUUGCAGCGUGCCCGCGAGAAGCAAGCGGAAAUGGUAAAGUCACUCGGUGACCUGUGGGCUGGUCAUCCGCGUGGUCCGCCGAUAGUAGUGCACUGCAGUGCCGGCAUCGGUCGGACGGGAACGUUUAUCACACUGGACAUUUGCAUAUCGCGACUAGAGGAUGUCGGCAGUGCUGACAUCAAGGGUACGGUCGAGAAGAUCCGUUCGCAGCGGGCGUACUCGAUCCAGAUGCCAGACCAGUACGUAUUCUGCCAUUUGGCGCUGAUCGAGUAUGCACUUUCCCGGUCGCUACUGCAAUCAGCUGACCUGUCCGGGUUCGAUGAUCGGGACGAUGACUCCGAAUAGGAUGUGUGUACGUGGUGUAUAGGCUAUGUGCGAUUUUUGUUUCGAUUAUGUUCUGUUUUGCGUAGAUUUUAAGUAGGGUGAUCGUGUUAGGCAGAGUGCGUUUUCCAAAUUGAAGGACAUAUUUUUAAAUCUUUAGAUGAAAGAUAGUGAGAGAUGGAAACUAUUUUAAAACAAACUUGUAGGAACAAUGAUUAGAAACUACAUUGAAUAAAUUACGAGUCUUACUAUUAUUUCGAUUAAGCUUUCAGAUUCAACUUGUACAUCGAUUAUUUGAACUGUUAUAGAUUAUUUAGGGUAUUGUUUUACUACAACCACAUGAAACAUUUAUUUUUAAUAGAACCUGAUUCGUGAUUCCUUUGGUCGGAUCGAAAUUCAUCUUACAUCUAUACAAUUUUCUCUCGAUUGCCCCACCCCUGAGAGGUUGUAAAUAUUAUUCAGUUAGUAUUCUUACUAUGUCUCCUACACAAAUGUAAUAGCCCAUAAGCCAAUCAUUGUUCGUUCAUUCUCACCAGCCUGUAAGUUAAAAUCUUGCUUUAGCAAAAUAAACAUCUAAAUUCAUAAAGUCCAUCAUCGCCAAUCUGUCUCAUGUUGUAUGUGAUUUUCUUUCUUUUCGCAUAAGAUCCAUGCUAGAGCAUUAACAAACUGACCAACGUAGUAUCUCGUAGUCAAAUCCUUCAACAUUUACCUUUUUACCUGAACCGGAAUGUAUUAGAACCGCAACAAGAUUUCAUUUAUGCAUGAGAAUCCAGUCAUCAAAUACCAUUUGAGAGGAAGAACGCAGGAAACCAGAAUUAUCGCUUGAAUAAAAUGUUAUGUUUUAGCAAGUAAAAAGAAAAGUCCAGUGAAAUACGUACGUGAACUAGAGAAAACUGAAUAAGAAUGGUCAUUUAUUUUGUCUAUUUAUUUUUUAAACCUUAAACAAUAACAAUAGGGUUGGUUAAUUACCUAGUAACAAGAGUUUGAAUAAAAAAAAAUGCAAAAUACAAUAAAUCAACCAUUUAAUUCAAUAAAAAAAAACUGAUCAAUACGACGCGCCAACUCAGCAGCGAUUUGAUCUUGAUACAAACAUGUAUUUUGCCAUUUCGAAAUAGUCACAAACUUUUGUGCGGAGAAUAUAUACUUUUACCAUCCUUUACGAUACAAAUAAAAAAAAGUAAAUUAAGAAGUAAUAUUUGAAGUAAUGAAGGAAACAAAUAAUUUUAGUAAAUUUAUCAAUAACACAGAUCAAAACCCAAGUAACUGAUAUUAAACGAAGCGUAAGUCUAACAAAAGCAUAAUAUGUUGAUUCAAUUCCGAGAAAGAGAUAAUCAGCCACACUAUUACAUCACAUUUCAAAUCGUGAACUUUGUACAUCAAUAGCAACGUUACUUUCCAGUCUGAGGAAAACAUGGGUAAAGCAAAUAGAACUAACAUUUAAAACCAACAAUACUGAGCACGAAAGUUGAUCGACUACCGUUUCCCCCAAACAAAAAUAAACAAAAUCAAUGUAAGUGUAGGCACAUUGUAACUCUCCUUCGACACAUACACAGCAUAAAUAGGUGAUCUAUAACUUAGCUAUUUAUUGUAAUAGAGACCAUCAACACAAAACGAUGCCGCCACAGCCGCAACCGGAGCUGAUCGAGUGGGAACCUAGCUGUACUGUCCCCUUGUUAUCAUUGCUGUCAUUGCCUGGGAAACUCGCAAAUGGCGGGAGCCAGUAAAACUCGCUAAAUUUGUUGUCAGGUCAAUCCGCAAAACGGGGAAAAAUGUAACUAAAUAAAGAAAUGCAACAGAUGUGAGUAAAAACAA
Malaya genurostris is the source of this 4583-nucleotide messenger RNA. It is a transcript of the gene Ptpmeg2, whose product is annotated as tyrosine-protein phosphatase non-receptor type 9. Gene Ontology annotation, biological process: protein dephosphorylation. Gene Ontology annotation, molecular function: protein tyrosine phosphatase activity. The coding region runs from base 741 to 2795 and encodes 684 amino acids. The record is from RefSeq and is a predicted model, not a curated record. Lineage: Eukaryota; Metazoa; Arthropoda; Insecta; Diptera; Culicidae. The transcript has 7 exons.